Messenger RNA from Zootoca vivipara (common lizard), 1572 nucleotides. RefSeq names its product cytochrome P450 2C20-like. Gene Ontology annotation, biological process: epoxygenase P450 pathway; xenobiotic metabolic process. Gene Ontology annotation, cellular component: cytoplasm; intracellular membrane-bounded organelle. The record is from RefSeq and is a predicted model, not a curated record. Gene Ontology annotation, molecular function: heme binding; arachidonate epoxygenase activity; oxidoreductase activity, acting on paired donors, with incorporation or reduction of molecular oxygen, reduced flavin or flavoprotein as one donor, and incorporation of one atom of oxygen. Lineage: Eukaryota; Metazoa; Chordata; Lepidosauria; Squamata; Lacertidae.
CACUUCUUUGCAGAACCAAAGUACCAGGAGCAGCAAAGUCAACGAGGGCCGUCAGCUGCCAAAUGGGCCUUUUGGGAGUGUUGCCCUUCUUGCUGGUCUCCUGCAUCACCUUCUUGCUUAUCCUAAUCUGGAGGAGAGAUGCCACAAAGGGCAAACUGCCCCCAGGCCCCACCCCAUUGCCUUUGCUAGGCAACUUGCUCCAGUUGAAUAUUCGGGACAUCAUCGGGUCUUUUAAUAAGCUCCGGAAGCAGUAUGGUCCAAUCUUCACUGUCUACAAGGGCUCCCGGCCAAUUGUGGUGCUGUGCGGUUAUGAAGUCAUCAAGGAAGCACUUGUGGAUAACGCAGAAACAUUUGGAGGAAGGGGACAAAUACAGGCCUUGGAUGACUCCUUGUCGAAAUACGGAGUGGUUCCAACCAACGGGGAACGGUGGAGGCAGCUCCGUCGCUUCUCCCUCUUAACACUGAGGAACUUUGGGAUGGGGAAAAGAUCCAUCGAGGAGCGGAUCCAGGAGGAGGCCCAGUUCCUGGUGCAAGUUCUGCAGAAAACGGAAGGGCACCCAUUUGAUCCAACCAUUCACCUCAGUCAUGCCGUCUCUAACGUCAUCUGCUCCAUUGUUUUUGGCAACCGGUUUGAAUAUGAGGACAAGAACUUCAUCUUUUUACUUGACACGAUAAAGAAAUCCUUCUCAGUUCUGUUGUCCACCUGGGUACAGAUCUGCAAUUUUUUCCCAAGCUUAAUGCGGAUCCUGCCUGGGCCUCAGCAUAAACUGCCCAGGUACAUGAAGAAGUUAAUAAACUUCAUCUCUCAGAGGGUCAAGAUGCACCAGGACUCCUUUGAUCCAAAUUGCCCCCGGGACUUCAUUGACUGCUUCCUGGCCAAAAUGGAGCAGGAGAAAUCAAACCCAGCUUCAGAAUUCAUUCAUGAAAACCUGGUUGCUACAGUUGUCGACCUAUUCUUUGCAGGGACAGAUACAACAGGCAACACCAUCCUACAGGGGCUUGUUGUCCUCCUCCGACACCCAGAAAUGGAAGCAAACAUUCAAGAGGAGAUUGAGCGGGUCAUUGGGAGGAACCGCAGCCCCUCCUAUGAGGACCGCAAUCAGAUGCCCUACACAGAAGCCUUCAUCAAUGAGAUCCAGCGAUUUCUAGACCUCUCCCCAUUGGCAGUUCCUCAUUUAGUCACCCAGGAAGCACAUUUCCGAGGGUUCACCAUUCCGAAGGGCACCACCAUUAUUCCUUUCCUGUCAUCCAUCAUGAAGAGCUCCCAGUACUAUGAGACACCCAGGAAGUUCAAUCCUGGUCACUUCCUGGAUGAAAACGGGGCCUUCAAGAAGGUGGAUGCCUUCCUGCCAUUCGGAGCAGGAAAAAGAGUCUGUCCUGGUGAAGGUUUGGCCCGUAUGGAGAUCUUCGUAAUCCUUACAACGCUGUUGCAAAACUUCCAUCUGAAAGCGUCCAAGCAGCAUGAAGAAAUAGACAUUGCACCAGUAGUGGAAAGUAAUGGACAUGUUCCACGGCGUUAUCAACUUUGUGUGGUUCCACGGUGAAUGGUCGUUGAGACAAGAGAGCUGAGAU